AUGAGAAAUAAGUUUGAGGAGGAAGUAGCGUUAUUAGAUCACUUCAAGUGCACGCGCCGGUUGCCAGGGAUGUGCGAUGAGAUCAUGGAUCACGGAGGCGGCUGUGUCGACGCCGGAGGACUAUUGCCUCCCGGUGGCAAACCUCAACACCUUGCCGCCCCCGGGGUUUUGCCCCAACAAAUGGGGGAGGUUUUAACUCCGAGAAAACAAGCAGUUGUUGAUCGUCUUCGUAGAAGAAUAGAAAAUUAUAGGAGAAGGCAAACUGAUUUUAUGCCUAGAUUCGAUCAAACGUUUAAUGGUCUUUGCGAACAAAACAUACAAGAAACUCUUUUAUUAAAGCAAAAGUUUUUAGAAAACAAAGCUAAACGUACGGCCAAAAAGCAGGAUAAAAAACAAUCAGAAAUACCAAACAACAUUCAAAACAAUCUUCUUGCUGCAUCUGUUCAUACUAUUGAAGUGUGA
This is a messenger RNA of Pediculus humanus corporis (human body louse), 462 nucleotides long. RefSeq lists its product as uncharacterized. Gene Ontology annotation, molecular function: transcription coactivator activity. Gene Ontology annotation, cellular component: nuclear speck. The transcript is spliced from 3 exons. NCBI's taxonomy places the organism in Eukaryota, Metazoa, Arthropoda, Insecta, Psocodea, Pediculidae. Bases 1 to 462 code for a protein of 153 amino acids. The record is from RefSeq and is a predicted model, not a curated record. Gene Ontology annotation, biological process: Notch signaling pathway; positive regulation of transcription by RNA polymerase II.